UACUUGUUGAAGUUUUCUUUCUUGCAGAAGUAUCCUUGUUUUGUGAAUUUGUUAGCUUAUUUCGGGUAAAUCAGGAAAUAUGCCUACCCUAUUUACGUCAAUUAAGGAAUAUUACGUGAGAUUGAUUACUACUUGAAAAGUGUUGAAUUCGCGAACUUGAACCAAAGCAGCAGGAUUGUGAUUGUGUUUUGUUUGAGAGUGUAAAUUUUUCCCAUUGAAUCGGAUUCUGAAACUUUGGCAAAGAAAUGUGUUGAUUGUUGUCAUCAAAGUACGUAACUAACAUGGAUAAUCUUGACGAUUCGGAGAAUAAUGCCAAGGUGUCGGACUCGGCCUACUCGAACAGCUGCAGUAACAGCCAGUCCAGGAGAAGUCACAGCUCUAAGUCGACGCAUUCUGGCAGCAACUCCAGUGGAAGUAGUGGAUAUGGGGGGCAACCAUCCACAUCAGGGAGCAGCAACCAACCACCGGAGAAGAGGACCAAAGAGAAGGAACCCAAAAAGAAGAAGCAUGUGCAAAUAAUCACCGAGAAGGCAGAGGUUGCUGCUGAAUGUCAACCCUCGGAGCCGGUGCCGGCGUUGGACGCUCCGAAGGAGGAGGUCAGCGAUGUUAUCCAGUUGCCUUCGCCAGCGCUCUCGCACAUUGAAAAAGGUCCGGAAAGCAUGGACAUCUCUUCGCCGGAGUCUUUGCUGAGUAAAGAGGAGGUUGCAUCCACCAGUAACCUCCAGUUAAGAACACCAUUUAUGAAUGUCGUCGUCAAUCGCACCACCCCGACGUUCUGUUCCGACGGAUUCUCGUGUGUGAUAUCGAUGCAUGACGGAGUGGUCAUGUAUACCACAUCAUCGCUGACGGCCACCCUUGGCUUCCCCAAAGACAUGUGGGUAGGCAGAUCAUUCAUCGACUUCGUUCACCCAAGGGAUCGCUCCACUUUUGAGUCUCAGAUAACUAAUGGCUUGGCCAUACCGAAAAUCGUAAAUGGUACGCAAAAAAAAGUUCCAGCACCAGAGAACGCCAUAUCGACUAUGGUCUGCCGCAUCAGACGCUACCGGGGCCUGACCACCGGGUUCGGAGUCAAAGAACGCAUGGUUACCUACAUGCCGGUGCUGCUGAAACUAACCUUCAAGAACGUCAGCGAUGAAGACGGAGGCAUCAUCUACCUGGUCAUCCAAGCGACUCCUUUUUUUUCGGCGUUUAAAGUCCCAAACGAGAUAGCUUGUAAACCCGUGCCCUUUGUGAUGCGCCACGCCGCCAACGGCAAUCUGGAGUACAUAGACCCUGAGUCGGUGCCCUACCUGGGGUACCUGCCGCAAGACCUGGUGGGAGAAGACGCCAUUAGGCUGUACCACCCUGAAGACCUGUGCUAUCUGCGCCAGGUGUAUGAGACUAUCGUGAAAGAAGGGAGACUGCCCAGGUCUAAUCCUUACAGGAUGCUGACCCAAAAUGGCUUCUACGUCAAGCUUGAGACUGAGUGGUCUUCUUUCAUCAACCCCUGGUCGCGUAAACUGGAGUAUGUCAUCGGCAAACACCACAUUGUUGAGGGGCCCAGCAACCCAGACGUGUUUCAAACCCCUGAGCUGGAGAAGGCUCAAAAGAUGUCAGAAGAUGAGAAGAUACAGCAGCAAGUAAUGCGAGAGAAAAUCAUCAAGAUCCUGAAUGAGGUACUCACUAAACCGGCUGAAGCAGCUAAGCAGCGGAUGAACAAGCGCUGCCAGGACAUCGCGUCAUUCAUGGAGAGCCUGAUGGAGGAACAGCCCAGGAAUGAUGAUGAGCUCCGUCUGGAGAUACAGGACCCUGACAACAGCUACUAUGAGCGAGACUCUAUGCUUGGUGGCAUAUCGCCUCAUCACGAGUACAAUGACAGCAAGUCCAGCACUGAGACACCUCUCAGUUACGCACAGUUAAAUUACAAUGAGAACUUGCAAAGAUACUUCGAUAGUCACCAGCCCUUCUCAUACGAGGACUACAAUACGGCUGUCGGAGAAAACAUUUUCGGUCUCAAAGAAAAGCUAAUUGCUUCUAAUUGCAUGUCGCCAAUGGCACAACAUUCCCGGGACUCCGCAGACCUCAAUAGCUCUUGUGAGAGUGGACUAACAGCGCGCGUCAGCAGUCCCGCGGCGCCUCUAGGAGACUAUCAGCCUGUGAGGCUUACCGAGUCGCUUUUGAUCAGGCACAAUAGUGAAAUGGAAAGGGAGCUGUUGCGAGCUCAUCGCGAGAUUCGGUCCUGUAGCAAGGGAGAGAAGGAGAAGUCUUCGAAUGAGAAGAAACAGAAGAAGAAGGAGCAUCUGGCUCGCUGCAAUGCUUCGUUCCAGCCCGCGGCGUCGGGCACUUUGGCGCUGGAGCCAAUAGUAGAAAGGAAGCCGCACGGUAUGAAGCGUGCAUCAAAGCAGACGGAUACCGAUCCUGUGUCGCACAAGCACCAUUGCCCGUCGCCGCGCACACCCCGCCGCCGUCACGUGACCACCGCGGCGACCACGCAGCCGUCCGCCACCAUCACUACUACUGUCGCUGCCGCCUCUCAGUGGCACCCUAACGCGGUGAACAACAUGAACUACAUGAACACGUUUAUACUGGGCGUCGGAAUCCCGCAGCAGAUGCAGCUCAUGAGCCCGGUCAUGUCCCAGCAAGUCGCGGCUAUGCCAGGAAUGCCAGGCGUGUUUCCUAUGUACUACGCGCCUCCACAGUCUACACCCAUGCCGAGUACUUCGGACAACACAAAGGACCCUAACAAAAGCAACCCACAGUACCCACCGCCUCCUACUAUGCAAUGCAUGAUGUAUGGUCAAGCAAUGUACGGGUCUCCGUUCAUGUACUCACCCGUCGCGCCUUCGUAUCCCGUGCAACAGACCAUGAUGGCCCAACAGACCACGAUGGCCCAACAGACCAUGCAAUACACAAACUCGCUGAACCCUCUCGGGCUCACGCGAAGCAACUACGAAGAGGCGUGUAAGCCCAGUGUGCCACUAAGGCUCACGAAAACCGGCGGCGGGUGGAGGGACAAGAAACGCGAAUCUCAGGCUGCCUCCUCCAAAACCGAUCACGGCAGCGCCGAUAGUAUGACUUCCACCAGCGCCAACAACCGGAGCACAGAAGCGGUGCCUGACGCUAUACAGAACAGGAACGUAAAGACCAAGAGCUCGAACUCGAAAAUGCGCACUAGCGACGAGGGUGUCGACAGGACUGAUGGAGAGUCUAGCUACUCAUCUUUCUAUUCUUCCUUCUUCAAGACUGAGUCUGGCAGCGCUGAAGAAAGCGGAGACCCCAAAAAGGGUCGGCGACUCCGGACGUCAACUGAGUUUUGGGACAAGAGCACCCCUGAUGACGUCAGCUCCAUGGAAACGACCAAUGCGUAUCGGGAAAGCGAGGCCAAGAAGAAGGUGCCUCGGAGGAAGAUGGAACCGCCAUGGAUGGAACAAGUCUGCGUCACAUCAGAAUUAAUCUACAAGUACCAGAUUUUGACAAAGACUUUAGAAGAAGUUUUGAGCUCUGACAAGGACAAAAUGGCACACCUACCACAGCCCUCAUUGGUGAACGAGCAGUUGGGCCAGCUGUACCUCGACCUGCAGUUGGAGGGAGUGGCCUCGCGCCUGACCCUCGAGGAAGGAAUUACCAGCUCCAGCAGUUCCGGAGAGGAGACCAGCACCAAUACAGUGCGUACACCAAAGAAAAAGCGGGAAUAUAGCAAGCUCGUCAUGAUCUACGAGGAGGACGCCCCCCUGCCCCCUCCCUCCACUGAUGACGAAAUGCCGCCAGAGUCCACUUAGUACUGGCGCCACCACACAGUGGUGUUGUCCCGGUGUGCCAUCACACACACAUACAACAAAAUGACAGUCAAACGGUGUUGCCCGACUAAAGGAGAAGAAUGCUACGCCACAGUGUUAUUCACCAUUGUUAACACGGUACUCGUGACGGUCAACAAGUGCGCGAUUAACAGAACGUUUCAACUUCGUAUCGCGUAGUUUCGGAAGCCUUUAAGCCUAUUCUGUGCAUCGCAGGGCGGUUACGUAUCGCACAUUAUUUCAAUCAAUUCUGAAAGUUCGAAAGGUAAUGAGUUUGUGUACUAGCUUAUUUGUAUUAAAAUUCAAUUAUGGAAACACCAUGACAAUAUGUGUUAGAUAAGAAAUAUUGAUUCUUCACUGUCGUUGUGUCACUGCCUGCAACGAAAGACUAAGUCCUGUGUUAUAAAAGAGCAAAACUCUAUUAAAACUCCAGCAUAGAUUCAAGCAAUGUGAUUGGUUUAGUUCUAAUUAGACCAAUAACAAACCAGAAUCUGUUUUGGAGUUUGAAUUAAGUUUUGAAGUUUGUUUCCUGAAGGACUUAAGUCUCGUAUAUCGCACUGCGAUGGACAGAUCUACCAAUAAACUGCCAUGUUUAAGUUAACCUAUAAAACCAAAUCUAAUUUUAGUUUAUAAAGAUAUUUUGACAGGGAAUCAAAACAAUCGAAUAGUAACUGCUUAUGUUUAUUUUGACAUUAACUUUUUUUAUAGUCAUACCAAUUAAUUAUUAUUAUAUAGGUUUAAAGGCUCUUGCAAUUCUAGUAUAGUUAAGUAUAAUUAGAGGUAUUAACGUUGUUAUACGCCAAAUUGAUGUUCCUAGUUCUUUAUCAGAAAAUGGACUCAAAUUGAAACGUAAUGUAGUAAAAAUGAAAAGCUAUCAAGUUUAAAUUUUAUAGCUGUUGAUUGAAUGAAAGAUUAUAUUAUUACAAACAUUCAAAUUAGUACCUAUCAAAACACAAAGAUUUAUUAUGUAGAUACUUAAUGAUUAAAUAAAAUGACUAUCAAAUCAGAGAAAACUAUUUACAGACAAAAUAUUUAUACUCUCAUAUUGACAUACCGAAAAUAGGUACAUAAUGUAUCUCCGUUCAUAGACUGUUUGUUUGUAUACAAGACAGGGUAUUAAAAGAUUUAUGCUUUUAAAGCUAGCAUUCGUAGUUGUUGCCAUUUUUUUUCCGAUAACGUCGUACCAUUAUCAAACUUUAUGUUACAAUUUAUUUACCAUACACUUGUUAACAUCUUUGAUAUGAUGUGACAAGUACUGUUAUGUAUUAGUAUUAAGAUAUAAGUUCAUUUAUGUUAAUCAAUUUGAUACAAAUUGUUAAGAUUUUUCUUCUCAUUUUUAUAUUUACUUUUGUUUAGAGUAUGUUACGUUUUUUGAGAUUUAUAAGAAAAUAUUUUUACAAUGUUUAUAAGAAUACGAAAUAUUUGUUGAAGAAUUUUCAACAAACGUGGAGUAAGAUCUAUUUAUAAUGCAAGCUAUUUUUCGUAUAUUUUGAUAUAAAGAUGAGCUGGAGCUCUUUUCAUAAACACAUAGUUUUCAUAAAAGUCGUAUAGGUCUUGCUUCACAUACAUACAGUCUACCUUGCGAUUACUUCUUUAGACCGAUUUUCCAAUGUGAAGUUGUCUUUUGUUUGAUAGUAAGAUCGUCUUUUUUACGAUAAAUAUGACAAAAAGACGAUUUCAUUUUUUAAAAUCAUGAUUGAUUUAGUUAUAGGUUGUAAUUUUUUUCUUUACUGUAUUACUUCGUUGUCAAGUAACUUUUUUCUGUAGAUUCUACUUGACAUGUUCAAAGUUUUUGGAUAAAUAAUGUGUCAAAAUCGUUCUUCAUUCAAAAGUUGUUUGGCGAUUAAAAAUCGGGUCACUUGUAAGUUGCCAGAACUCGAUUAAAAUUGGUCGCCAAUGGUUAGUUAAAAAUAAUCUCGCCAAGAAAUAAUAAUUAUUAGAGAAUUUAAAGUAACUUGACUAGUCUAAAUCGAUAUUUAAAUACCCAGAGGGCUCUUUGAUAAAAAAACGUCGUCGAAAGAAGAUGUAAUUUCGUCGUAUUUGUAGUGAAUGUUCAUAAAUUCAUGUUUUGGCUUCUGUUUAUAUACAGGGUGUUAGGUAAAUGGGUAUAUGAGCCGACACUAGCCCAUGUUAACAUGGGCAUAUAAAUGGUAUGGUGAAAUCAGAAAUUUGAUAUCAUCAUUUUAUUUUUUUAAAUUUUCAUACAAAAUAAAUUUUAUAAAAUCCGAUUUGUAUGAAAAUUAAAAUAAUUAAAAUGAAGAUAUCAAUUUUCUGACUUCACCAUACCAUUUAUAUGCCCAUGUUAACAUGGGCUAGUGUCGGCUCAUAUACCCAUUUACCUAACACCCUGUAUAUAGAUCUGUAUCGGCAUUUUGGGAUAAAAACAUGAUACAAAAGUAGAAAAAAACUGAUGGCGCUUUUAGAAAAUUGAAAUUGAUAAUUGGUGUUAGACAUUAAAAAAUCUUUGCUUUUACUUUGAAGUUACAAACUUCUCAAAUAAUGAAAUUAGAGAUUAUUAAAAAAAUGAUGUUGGCCAUUAAAUGUUACUUGGUCACACGGCUAGUCUUAGUUUUAAAUGGAGAUCUGACUUAAAGGUAUAUUGACAUUGUUACUUUAAGUGGGUGGACAUUUGUUCUCUCUCAAGAGAGCUGCGUACGCGUCGAUCUUCAGUUUUAAUGUCGUGUCGUGCGUAUGUGCCAAAUACCGCUCACUUCACGUUUGUGUGAAUGUACCUUAUAGUGAAUUUUUAGGCUUUUUAGAUCUUUAAAAAUUUGAGAUGUGUUGCCAAACGUUAAGCCGAGCCAUUCAGUCCUAAAAUAUAUGAUAUUUAAAAUGAUUUCACUUGCAAAAUUAUUUCUUGACAGAUACAUAUUAACAGCCCUAACACAAUUUUAGUUGACCACUCUGAUGUUUACUGCCUUACUAUUUUGGAAUUUUUACUUAAUAUUUAAUUAGUUUCAUUACGAACAAAAUGUUUUUUAUUGUUAAUUUUGUGGUUAAUGACAUUUAACAACGUACUAUUAAAUUACCUACUAGGUAGGUAGUCUUAAAACUACGUCUGUCUUACAUUAGUGGUCAUUUUGGUAGGGAUUCCGGCGCAUUAUGCUGAAUAAUUUUAUACCUUAACUUAAGUAAUUGCUAUAGGUGUGAAUUUGUAACACAAAUGUACGCUGUGGUGUGGUGGCGACCUGUACCUACAUUAAAAUCAGUCCAUUCCUAUGUCGAUAAGAAUAAAGUAACUGUUACCACAUAUCAUAAAAUACUAACCAAAAUAUUUAAAAUUUCAUGAAGUGUAAUUAAAUUGUAUGAACGCGGUAUGAAAGUAUGAUUUGAAGAAAGCUAUUUCUUAUAAGUAAAGUAGGUAGUUUAUUUGUAUUUAUGUCAUGAAGUAAGUUUUCAACGUUUUGGUUAAAUUACUUUGUUUAAAAAUCGUGUCUGAUGAAUUUAAUAUACCAUUUUUAUGAUUUUUAGCUACUAAAGGACGUUGUGUAAAAGUUAUACAUCAAUUUAAUUAUAGAAAAUUGGAUAAAAAUUUCGUAAAUAAUAAAUUAAUCUACAAUUUGAGUUAUUUAGUAGCUAUGUUCAAAAUUAUUUUUUAUUGAUUAUUCGGUUAAGGGAUUGGCAUGAAACUUUAUUUGUAUUUUUUCAUAAAAAAUGCUCGCCAUAAUGAAAUCCGAUUACCGUCACAAUGAAAAAAAAUAUUUAUUUAAUAAAUUUAUUGUAACAUACAUUUUAUUCAAUUUAAAUUUCUAGUUAGCUUUGACUAAAUUAUCCAUGCCAAAGGCAUAACCUUUAGUGAUGUCUGUGGGGUCAUUAGAGACACGAUUUUUAAACUGCAUUACUAAAUGUUUCGGAAUAAUUAAGAAAAAUAGGUUAACUCAAACCGAUUACACAAUGUUAUAAACUAAAUUGGAUAUUUUUAUAACUAGAAAAUAUCCACAGAAAAUUCCUUAGCAACAUGUUCGAUUUCACUUUAGGCAUUUCUGUGUCGACGUGGUAGCUAUAGAAUUUUAAUUUAAUUUGUGUAUGGAGUUCGAAAACAGUGCAUUUCUAUGUUAGUCAGUAUCGAAUCGUCUAAAAUAUAAAAAUACGUUUCUCCUUUUGACAAAAUUACCUAUGGAAUUAACUCAAUAGCCACACAAUAAAAAAAUUGGCGCAGUUAACUUCAUAUUAGUUUUAUUUCAAAAGCGACAGAUGGUACUAAGAAUGGUAUGCUGCGCUCGCGCUUGCGUGUUUCUUGUGUAGGUUGGUAUCUUAAAAUUAUGUAUUAGUUCACACAACAUGCAAUGCGAAUUUGUGUUCACUCCAAUAAAAUAAACAAAAUGACGAUGGAAAAAAACAUAAUAAAAUAGUUCCUAUCGUUUUUAGGGUUACGUCUGUAUAAGCUCAGCGGUCUGUCACUUGCGCGUCUACAAUAGUACGGAAUCCUUUGUGUGCGAGUGCGAAUCACAUUUGACCUGUUUUUUUCUAAUUGUACUGACAUUUCGAGUAUUAUUAAUCGUUUGAGAACUUACUGAUUUACUUACAAAGACCAUUAAUGUACAGAUUGCGACACCAGAUUUUGUUCAUUCACUUUAAAUUAAUUUUAUAAAGAGUUUGUAUCACUUAUUUUACAACAGCUUUUACUUAAUAAAAUUAAUUAAGUUUAUAGGUUGUACUUCUUUAAUUACAUUAAUUUUGUAAUUAUAAACAUUGUUUUAAGUUAUAUUAGUAGGUACCUUGUAGUUUUCAUUGACCAGUUAAUUUAAAUUCUUUAUUAGGUUAUUUUAUUUUUCAGUAAGAAUGAGAUAGUUAUUUUGGUAUAGAUGCACUGUUAUUAUUUAUUCGCCUGCACUUAUUUUCGAAUAUAAGGUUUAUAAUGAUCUACAAAAGUCAGUACUAGUUUGUGUAAUAAUACCAAAAAACUAUUUACGUCAUUAGAUGUUUUUUUGGACAUAACUAAAGUGUGAUUGAUUAUUAGUAAAAGGGAUUAUUGAAAAAAGCGAAGUUUGUAUUAGUUUUGCCGGGUGUUGGCCCUUAAGUCAAAGAUCAGCGAAUAAACUUCUAUGAUUGCUUAAAGAA
Molecule: messenger RNA, 8834 nt
Organism: Ostrinia nubilalis (European corn borer)
Lineage: Eukaryota; Metazoa; Arthropoda; Insecta; Lepidoptera; Crambidae
Gene: per
Product: period circadian protein
Exons: 27
Coding region: 282-3758 (1158 amino acids)
Biological process (GO): circadian regulation of gene expression; negative regulation of transcription by RNA polymerase II; entrainment of circadian clock by photoperiod
Cellular component (GO): cytoplasm; nucleus
Molecular function (GO): transcription cis-regulatory region binding; transcription corepressor binding
Source: RefSeq, a predicted model, not a curated record